Messenger RNA from Talaromyces rugulosus, 1038 nucleotides. RefSeq lists its product as uncharacterized. Gene Ontology annotation, molecular function: oxidoreductase activity, acting on NAD(P)H. The record is from RefSeq and is a predicted model, not a curated record. The transcript has a single exon. NCBI's taxonomy places the organism in Eukaryota, Fungi, Ascomycota, Eurotiomycetes, Eurotiales, Trichocomaceae. Bases 1 to 1038 code for a protein of 345 amino acids.
AUGCCUACCCAGAAAGCCAUCGUUGUGACAGAGCUCGGCAAGCCCGUUACUCUCGUCGAGGACUGGCCUAUCCCCGAGCCUGGCGCCAACCAGGUGCAGCUCAAAGUGACCGUUGCUGGCCUCAAUCCUCACGACAUGAAGAGCCGGGAGAUGGGACUCUUCGUUGCCGAGCAUCUCCCCGCGGUCAUAACCAACGAUGCUGUCGGCAAGGUCACCAAGCUAGGUCCAGGCGUUACUGAUAUUUCUAUCGGCGAUCGCAUCGUGUACCAGCCAGGAUUCACAGGGGACUCGGCACAGGCCGGCCUGCAAGAGUAUGCCACUGCAGACCGGGCCUACCUGGCAAAGAUCCCAGACUCCAUCACAGACGACGAAGCUGCUACAUUGCCGACCAACAUUGCCGCCCCCUUGGCAGCUCUAUAUCACUCGCUGAAGAUCCCCGCCCCGUGGACACCUGCUGCUAAAGAGUUCGACUCCGCCAGCGUGACUCUCCUCAUCGUCGGCGGCGGUUCCAACUGUGGCAAGUUUGCCGUCCAACUCGCCAAGCUCGCCAAUAUCGGAAGUAUUGUUGUCCUGGGUGGUGAUGAGGCCGAGUUAAAAUCCUUUGGGGCCACCCAUGUCAUCGACCGCCAUGCUGACUACGACACACUUCUCGCCCGUAUUCGUGACGUAGUCGGCGAUGACCUCGUCUACGCCUUCGACGGCAUCAAUGAGCCCGAGGGCCUGGUGCUCCCGCUAAAUGCCCUAUCCAGCACCAAGAAGGGCUCUCUGGUCAGGCUAAUUCCUUUCGGAAAAGUCGACGAGUCGAAAAUCGUGGGCAAGAAGGCCGGCUGGGAGGUACUUGAUGUAUAUGGUGUCUCACAGGAGCAUCCUGAGCUUGCGGGUGGGCUUUGGUCAAGGGUCACCGGUUUCCUCGAGACUGGUCAGAUUAAGCCGCUGGGUUAUACUGUGAAGAAGGGGCUUUUGGCGAGCAACGUCAAUGAAGUGUUGGAUGCGUAUAGAGACGGGAAGAAGGUCACCAAGACACAUAUCCACUUGUAA